AGCAGCAUGGACAUUACCAUUCAGCACCCCUGGUUCAAGCGUGCUCUGGGACCCCUCAUUCCAAGCCGUUUGUUUGACCAGUUUUUUGGAGAGGGUCUCCUUGAGUAUGACCUCCUGCCUUUGUUCUCGUCCACUAUCAGCCCCUACUACAGGCAGUCCCUCUUCCGCAGCGUGCUGGAGUCGGGAAUUUCAGAGGUGAGGUCUGAUCGGGACAAGUUCACAAUCAUGCUGGAUGUAAAACACUUCUCUCCUGAAGACUUGAGUGUGAAGAUUAUUGAUGACUUUGUGGAAAUCCAUGGCAAGCACAGUGAAAGGCAGGACGACCACGGCUACAUCUCCCGGGAAUUCCACCGCCGCUACCGCCUGCCCGCCAACGUGGACCAGGCUGCCAUCACCUGCUCCCUGUCCAACGAUGGCAUGCUGACCUUCUCGGGCCCCAAGGUCCCCUCCAACAUGGACGCCAGCCACAGCGAGAGACCCAUCCCCGUGUCCCGGGAGGAGAAGCCCACGUCCGCGCCCUCCUCCUAAGCCCGCCGGCCACCGCGCUGCGCAGGCUGCCACCACCUGCAGGUCUCACUCCCAGAGCCUUUGCGUAGAUAUCAGUGAAUAUCUAGAGGGGUUUCUUCUGUUGGUUCCUCCCCCACUUUGUUUCCUCUUUUUUUUUUUUUUUUUUUUGUUUUUUUUUUUUUUUUUUUUUGUUUUCCCCCUUUUCCCUUGGGUGGAACGAGGGGCUGGGUGAGCGGCUGGUGGACUUGGAAGCUUAAACCUUGUGGGGAUGGCAUGGAUGGAAAUGCUGCCAUGCUGCUGUACUUGCUGAAAGGGUUUUUGUCUGGUGCUGCAGCCCAUAUCCACCAUCAGGCAGGAAGGAGUGCACGAGUAACGCUGGCUCCUGCUGCACCAAGCCUUGAGGCAAGGCUUGGAACAGGGGAA
Messenger RNA from Cinclus cinclus, 930 nucleotides. RefSeq names its product crystallin alpha A (gene CRYAA). The transcript is spliced from 3 exons. Gene Ontology annotation, biological process: response to heat; protein refolding; lens development in camera-type eye. The record is from RefSeq and is a predicted model, not a curated record. NCBI's taxonomy places the organism in Eukaryota, Metazoa, Chordata, Aves, Passeriformes, Cinclidae. Bases 7 to 528 code for a protein of 173 amino acids. Gene Ontology annotation, molecular function: structural constituent of eye lens; protein folding chaperone.